AUAACCACAUAUCUCUCCUCUGCCUAUCGUACUGUUAUUGCUUCCAUGUUGUUAAGGUUUUUUUUUCUGUUUGUGUGUUUUUCUUAAAAAAAAAACUUAUUUGGUCUGAUUAAUCGUUGUCGGCGAACUGUAUCGUGAUUAUCAUCGCUGGUAUUGUUCUUUGUUUUCAUAAAAAAACACUUAGAGUUUUUUGAUUAGUUUGUUUUGUUUUUAUUUUAAUCUUUUUAAGUUUUAAUCGAUUUUAUGGUUGACGGGAAGUUUGGGAGAUAAUCACGCUGAGGAAAAGAGGCGUAUGCGUUCCCAGCAAGAAGAAGAAGCCGUCCUCUCUCGCCACCACCACUGCCGAUGGUCCCGGAACCGACGAUGCUACGAUCCCAAUCGAGGACGAUCGGACGACGACGGGAACGACAACGCCGGUGAUCACGGCGAGGACGAUCUCUCCGCCGCUCAAAAUCUUCGUGGUGUUCUACUCGAUGUACGGACACGUGGAGAGCUUGGCUAAGAGGAUGAAGAAGGGAGCGGAGGGAGUGGAGGGGGUGGAGGCGAAGCUGUACAGAGUACCGGAGACGCUUUCUCAAGAGGUCGUCGAGCAGAUGAAGGCGCCGGUGGCGGAGUUGGCGGAGGCCGAUGGGUUUCUGGCUGGGGUGUUGCGUUGCUGGUUGGUGUGCCAAGCAAAGACAAUGCCUUCAAGACUCAUCCAAUGAACAUGCUAAACGAGAUGACUCGCAAGGGUACUUUCUUUGGGAACUACAAACCCAAAACUGACUUUCCAGGGGUGGUCGAAAAGUACAUGAACAAGGACAUGGAGCUUGAGAAGUUCAUCGCUCACAUCUCUGAGAUCAACAAGGCCUUUGAUUACAUGUUGAAGGGAGAAAGCAUAUGUUUCAUCAUCACCAUGGGUGCUUGAAACCAACAUUCUCCUCCUACCAAUAAUGUCUACUUUGUGAGUGUUUUAGUAGAUAUCUCUGAUUGCUUUUGGUUUUUAAAGUCUCUAAUUUAUUACCAUAUCGUGCAAUAGUUUUCAUUCUAAUAAAAAUACAUAAUCUUUUCCCUUUAA
Raphanus sativus (radish) is the source of this 1057-nucleotide messenger RNA. Its product is annotated as probable NAD(P)H dehydrogenase (quinone) FQR1-like 2. Bases 474 to 704 code for a protein of 76 amino acids. The record is from RefSeq and is a predicted model, not a curated record. Lineage: Eukaryota; Viridiplantae; Streptophyta; Magnoliopsida; Brassicales; Brassicaceae. The transcript is spliced from 2 exons.